GGUGGUGCUAGCAUUGCAGGGAAAGACGAGUUAUGUUAACGUGAAGGAACAUUGUCCAGGAUAUAUGCAUGUAAUGUAGAAGAACAUGAAAAUGUAAUCGACUAUCUCGUACCGUCCGUGAAAAGUUGCAAAUUGUGAUUCUAAAAACCAAAUCAGUGUUGACGCCCCAAAUAAAUUGGUUUGAAUGCUAAGAUUCGUGUUCCUUUUUAUUGAUCGUGUUUGAGUGUGCCGUCUUUGUUAAUACCGUGUGAUUUGUCGAGAAGUGCUUCUGUAGUUUCAGCCCAAAGUAGUAAUGUGAAAUAAUUGAUUGCUCCAGAGCCCAACAUUUAAUAAACGAAAAUGCAUGUUGACGUGAGAUAGCAUUGGGGAACUGCUGCCUGGAAAUAAAGCCAUUUAAAUUACAAAAACAUGGGUUGCUGCUCGUGCACAGUGAAAACAAAACAAAUUUUGGUGUUUGGCAUUGGAGGAGGCCUUUUAGUCGUAGGACUUUUUAUUGGUGGCUUCAUGAACAUGAUAGUCGACAGUGUUCUGAGUUCUGCAAUGGUUCUAAGGGAAGGUUCCUUGACUUAUGAAAAGUGGAUAAAAUUGCCAGUAGAUUUGUAUAUGGAGUUCUAUAUGUUCAAUGUAACCAAUUCUGAGGAAUAUGCAAAGGAUCAAACCAUUAAACCAAUACUAAAAGAAAUGGGACCUUAUGUAUUCAGGGAGUAUCACGGAAGGAAUAUUUUAGGCUGGAAUGACUAUAAUGGUACCGUAACAUUUCAGAAUAUCAGAACUUGGCAGUUUGCUCCAGAGCUUUCUAGUGGACUUGAGGAUGAUUUGAUUAUGACAAUAAAUGCUGUUCCUGCAACUCUUAAUUACCUAGCUCGUUUAAUGGGACCUGUGGAACGAGUUUUCCUAUCAUCCUUGUUGACUGUGUCUGGAGAAGGAAUGUUUAUAAACAAGACUGUGAGAGAAUUGUUGUUUGAUGGUUACCAGGACCCAAUACUGGAUGUUGUAAAUAAAUUGAACACGUCUAUUUCAAUACCAUUUAAGCAGUUUGGAUACUUUGUUGAUCGUAAUGGUUCAGAAACGUAUGAUGGUGUGUUCAAUAUGUAUACUGGUAAGGACAACAUCGAGCUUCUGGGUACAGUUGCCAAAUGGAAUUACAACAGUUCUACACCUUACUACGAGCGACCAUGCAGCGAUGUCACGGGCACCACUGGAGAACUCUGGGGGCCAAUCAGAAAUAAAAAUGAUGUUGGGAUAUUUGCUCCUGACAUUUGUAUGACACUGAAGUUGAAAUACAGUGGUGCAGCAGAGUUAAAUGGAUUGGAAGGCUACAGCUACCUUUUGCGGGACAAUGCAUUCAACAAUAGUGACCCUGAAGCAUCUUGCACAUGUCUACAAGAUACAGAUUGUGUACCUGCUGGCCUAUUGAAUGUAUCUGCUUGCCGCUAUAAUGCACCUGUCUUUGUAUCACGGCCGCACUUCUUAUUGUCUAACUCAUCACUCCUUGAUGCCGUUGAGGGACUGAAGCCUGAUCCAGAAAAACACAAAUUAAGACUUGGUCUUGAACCUACUACUGGAGCACCCAUGUUUGUGGAUGCACGUUUGAUGUUGAACUUGCUGCUUGAACCUGUGAAACACAUUAAGAUGUUUGAGAAUCUCCCCAGGAGGAUAUAUUUUCCAGUAUUUUGGUUCAACCAAAAGGCAGUACUUAGCGAUGAAUUAAGUACAUUAGCGAAACUAGUGCAGAUAGCACCUGAUGUCGGAAUGGGUGUUUUCUUUGGAUUAGCUGGAAUUGGAGCUUUGAUGCUAUUCAUUGGAAUAAUGCUGACUGUGCGCCAUGGUUGGAAAGGCUCAGACACACAAGGGCUAAUCUAUGAAAAUUAAGAAUGCAUUGAUUCAUCAAAUUCAUAUUGAAGUGCCUUCAAACGAACAUGGAAAAAGACCCACCUUAGACACAGCUGUCACAUAAUUUUGUGCGGUUUUCACUAAGAAUUUUGUGGCCUUUCUAAAAGUAUUUUUGGUACUUUUGUGUGCCCUGAUAAAGUAAGGUUUUCCGUUGUCUCUGGUAUUCUUUUGUAUCUCGGCUAAAGAAUUCAGUUUUCAAGUUGUAGUUUGAUUAUUAGUGGGAAGCUAUAUAGCGAAGAGUGAAAUGAUGAUACAUUUAAAAAUAAUGCAGCUUACAGCAUGUGUCACAUUUAGAUUCUACAACUUGUAGUUCAGGAUAUAUUGUGUGUGUGUGUGUGUGUGUGUGUGUGUGUGUGUGUGUGAGAGAGAGAGAGAGAGAGAGAGAGAGAGAGAGAGAG
Molecule: messenger RNA, 2291 nt
Organism: Schistocerca cancellata (South American locust)
Lineage: Eukaryota; Metazoa; Arthropoda; Insecta; Orthoptera; Acrididae
Product: protein croquemort-like
Exons: 9
Coding region: 409-1872 (487 amino acids)
Cellular component (GO): membrane; cytoplasm
Molecular function (GO): scavenger receptor activity
Source: RefSeq, a predicted model, not a curated record